Candidozyma duobushaemuli is the source of this 3621-nucleotide messenger RNA. Its product is annotated as transcription factor TFIIIC subunit. The record is from RefSeq and is a predicted model, not a curated record. The coding region runs from base 1 to 3621 and encodes 1206 amino acids. Gene Ontology annotation, cellular component: transcription factor TFIIIC complex. Gene Ontology annotation, molecular function: DNA binding. The transcript is spliced from 2 exons. Gene Ontology annotation, biological process: transcription initiation at RNA polymerase III promoter; 5S class rRNA transcription by RNA polymerase III. Lineage: Eukaryota; Fungi; Ascomycota; Pichiomycetes; Serinales; Metschnikowiaceae.
AUGUCGUUUGUUUGCACGCCGGGGCAAUUGGUGGCUCACGUGAUCGCCGCUUUGGCGGUGCUGGAUCCGGUUCCGCUUUCCGGUUUGUGGGAAUUGGCAAAAUCGAAGUUGACUACUGAUCUGGUGGAUAAUCUUCAGAAAAACGUUAUAUGGACUGCUCUCAUGGCGGCGUCUCAGGGGCUUCUUAUAGCCCGAGUGGGUUCCGCCGCAAGAGACGAAAUUGCCCUUAGCUCAUCCACAACAUACGGAAAUCUUCUCCUCCACGGAACCGAACUGGAGAUCUUUGUGGAGGCUACAGAGAAGUGCCAGUUCAGGUACUUGGCUGGAACGGAAAACUACCACUCCUUGAAAACCAGUCUUGGUGAUUUUCCCUUUCAGUUGCUUAGGGUGAUUGCCAGACACGGUCACGAAGGUAUCUUGAAUCCCGAUUUGGCAAGAGAGUCCGGCCAGGAUGCCAGGUCCAUCAGGGUUCGUCUCAUCAAGCUCGAGCAGGCUGGUUUGAUCGUCACAAAGCAGGUUUAUGUUGAUAAAAAGCACACUACGCAUUCCUGGCAUAUCAAGUUUGCCCCUCCAGCAAGCAAGGAAGAAGCUGAGGAGGAACUAGAAGCUACAAGAGAUGUGGCUAAGCUUAAGCGAUUGAUAGUGGAUGCGCUUCAAAAGGCCCCCAACCAGCUUCGAGGCUUUUCCGAUCUACGAAAGGAGCUCAAACUUGACGGAUCUCAGCUGGUUCUGAAGUUCUUUCGUUCGGUGUGUAUCAGACUCCAUCAGGCAGGGUAUGUUGAAAAGCUUAAUGUGGAGCUUCCAGAAACGAAACAGCGACUUUACGCAUUGAAAUUUGUGAAACCGCUACCAAUUGAUGUGGAUGACGUUGAAGUUGAUGUUGACGAGGAUGCAGAGGACGAAUUUGACGAAGAGGAUCAGCUGGAUGAGAUACGAUCGCCGAUAUUCAACAAGGUGUUUCCACCAUUCAAUCAGUUCUACCAGCAAAUCUAUGAUAGAGGCGAUAAGGGUAUCACGUCGGGUGAAAUUGCCAAAACUCUUCUAGGUGUUUCUGACUACAGACCAUAUACUAGGUUAUUUGAGACACUUCCGAGUUAUUUGAGCAACGGCAAGGCUCUCAAGCCGUGCAAGAAGUAUGCUGAUCCAUAUGAUGACUAUACUGUGUCCAAGCUUUAUGACAACGAGGGAAAGCUCAAGUUCUACAGGUACUUCGUCAAGCAGUUUUGCUCAGAAACAAAGCCUGCUCCUAAAAAGCCAUCCAAGCCUAAGUUCUCAAAGGACAAUAUCGUUACUUUGAACAAAAAGCUUCACUCUACACUCGGCAAAACCUCCAACGAGGCUCUUCUCGAGAAGAAGAGAAGAGUCUUCCAGGUCUCUGACCAGCCACCACCUAAAAGAGUCAAGGUGGAGAAACCACGCAAUGAUGGACUCGACGACAUCCAAAUACUCGACGCACCUAGAAGCCGAAGGAGAACCGCCAAAGUCUCUUAUAAUGUGGAUGAUCAGCUUCUUGUGGAAGGAAACAAUCUGGGUGAUGACUACACGCCCCAAGAAGAUGCCAAGUCUGAGCCCUCGUCUCCAGAACCUUCCCCAAUUCAGGUUGCUCUGGCAGCGACUGAGAUGGCGGAUUCUUCUACACUGCUUUCCUCCACCACCCUUCCCCAAUUUGUGUCCCAAAAGCCGGAAACUAAAAGAAAACGUGCCACCCCUCAAACUUACAAGGUAGAGGGCUCAGCAAGGUCUAUCCAGAGACGUCAAAUUUUGCUCGAUAUUAUUCGUGGCGAGGGAGGUGCCACCUACAGCAGCUCGAUAUUGUGCAGAAAGAUUGAUGAACGAAUGAACAGUUCCACUCUAACUGACGUGAAGACCUUGGCUCGUGAUGUGAUAUACUGCUGCAAGAACAAAGAUUUGGAGCUCCAAAAAGUCUCAAUCGAUAUAGGCGGUCAGCCAGUGGAAAAGAAGCUUCUAGUUUUAACGAAGCCAGGAGAAAGGCCAACAGACGAACGGCUCGAAGAGUUGCGCCAGGCUUACGCAGAGCUGCACUCCCGGAAAGACAACAAAAUCUUCCAAAAGAGACUAAUCCAGCUGGAUUUGCAGCUUUAUGUCGAAAAGCCCAGUACGAAGAAAGUCAGCUCUGGCUCUCAAAGAAGAAAGGGCAAAAACCGUUUACAGGCCUUGGGAGACGAAGAGGGCAGUUUCGUCAAGGAGGAACCCACAGAUGGUGUCAAGGAAGAUGGCGAUGUGCUUUCUAAUCUUAAACGAACCAGGAGACCCAGAAAAUUCAAUGCUCCUGCUUCAGGAGACUCCUCUCAGGGAUCCGGAAAGAGAGGCAGAAGAAACAUCAAGAUGGAGAAGUCGGAAGCACUCAUGCUUUUCAGAGCGGUCGUUAUUUCCAAAGCCUUCUCUCGUGAGGCUAUAGACUUCGAUCACAUUGCUACGUUGUUUCCUGGAAAGGACGGACAAACCGUGAAGCAGAAAUGGGGUACGGUGAGGCGUCUGUUUGGUGGAGCUGAUGUCGUAUCUCAGGGUGUCGUAACGUUUCAGCAAAUGGUGAUGCUGGGAUUGAAGAAGCUCUCUCUGACCAAUCUUGAAUUCUUCCUUGAAUACUGGCGUGAGUACGACACAAACUUUGACAUGCCAGCAUUCGAUGAAUAUCCUCUUUACAACACUUUGGAGAGAAACAGCAAGGAGUAUACGUUUGUCAAGGAAGAACCUCAAACAUCUGCCCUUUUCGAAAAAAUUGAGGAUAUUUCGAUGCGCCAGAAGGAAUCCAUGCUCUCCCUGACCAUAUUCACAGAGGCACAAGAAGCGCCUAUCAAGGAAAAGAAGCACGAAAGUCUUCGUUCCAUCUUCAAAUCGAUAUUCCUGUCUAGUGAUGAGAAGCAUUACACUCAUUUCAUCAACAAGUUAUUGGAAGAGUAUGGAGAACAAGCUAUCAAGGAGGCUACAAACGGAUUAACAAGCGACCGUGAGGUGCUACUUGUGUCCAUCGAUGAUACAUCCAAGUUCAUUUUGGGAGAAAAGUUUAAGAAUGCUCUUGUUAACAGGAACCUAACACCAAAGCUUUUCAACCGUGCAGCUGCUUUCAAAGAGGCCCUAGUUUCACUUUCUUCAGCUAACAAGGGUCUCAUUUUGUCUCAAGGAGUUGUGCCCGGAGAGAUGGUCACGAUUCUUCAGUUGAUCUCAAAUUUCCAGCUCGACCUCGUCAGGGUCGAUCGUGGAUUGAAGUUUGACAGCUAUGAAUCUCGUCUUAUCGAUAAAGAGCAAUUAGCUUGUGAUCUUGUUUUGAGGUGUGAUCCUUCUCAGGUCAGCCUUCAAGCACCCCAACCAGUCUCCAUUCCUAUCAAGGGUCCCUGUCAACCGAUCUGGUUUGACUAUAAUGCCAAUUUGAACAAGCCUUUGUGGAUCAAGCUUAUUACUACGAUGCUCAACUAUAUCGUUUUUAGGCCUGGUGUCACUGAUGAGUAUCUUUUUGCGAAAACCAAUGUCGUGCUCAGUGUGGAAAAUUACAAUUUCCUCAUGAAAUGGCUUUUGGAAACAGGCUGUAUCAAGAAAUUAGAUCCAAAAGGUUAUCUCCCCACGGACAAAUGGCAGUACAUUCUAGGGACUGGAGAGGCAUAG